AUGGCCGAACAACAAGCGCAGCAGCAACAACGAGCAUCUCUCAGAGCUGAGGAAUUUCCAUCGCUGAUGUCAGCAACCGCAACAUCUGCCGGCCCAGCUGGUCGCCGAGCGUCACGUUCCGUCUCGAAGCGCAGGGCCAGCGAGAGUAGACAGCGUAGCCUUAGCCGUAAGCGAUCGCAGUCACGUGACCGCGUGACCUGGGCCGAUGCAGCAAGGCACGGUGCCAAGAAAGCACAGGGGGUUGCCACCACCACCACCACCUCCAAUACCGCAACGACCACCGCAACGACCAAGACCAUUAGCACCAGCAAGACCGUCGAUGGCAACAACAACAGCAAGACGAGGGAAGACGAGGCGAUGAGGACGUUGAAGGAAGCCAACGAGGCACUCAGGCGCAAAAACAACGAGCUCGAGACGAAAGUCAGUAGGCAAGAGGCCACUAUUAGCAAGAUGGCAAACGAGAUCAUGGAAAUCAAGAAGCUUCUGACGACCCGUUCCACCAAUAACGAAACACCCCAAGCGGUAUCAUGUGAACCAACACCCAGCAUCAGCAGCGCUGUACCAUCAACAUCCGCUGAGAAAGAACCGGCACCCAAGAGACGAGCGAUCGAGAACCUGAAGGAGCGCAAGCUCAACGACCGGGUGGACAACCUGAAAGACAAGGUCGACCAAAUCGAGGAACACCUCGACGGGCUCGAAGAUUAUAUUAAGACAACGUUCACCACGAUGAUUAACGACAGGUUCGCCGCCAUCGAGCGGGCGUCAACAGCAACAACUACAGCAGUGAAGGGUCUCGUGACCUGGCACUGGAACUGCAACGGUUUCGCUAGCAAGAAGGCAGUCUUGCAGCAACACAUAACACAAGUACCAAGCAAGCCUGAUAUAAUCAUGAUACAAGAGACUCGCAGUGAUGCAGUGUCGCUACCCGGUUAUCGGGUAUACGCCAAGUCUCCAAAGGUCAGCGGCGGUAGAGGGAUAUGCACAUUGGUUCGCAAGGGACUCACCUUCAUUGAGCACGAGUUGCACAAUAGUAAAAUUGAAUACACUCUCAUCGAGGUCGUUACGGGCAAGAAACAAAAGAACAGCACCUUUCUGCUUAACGUCUACAGUAGCCCUUCCCACUGGAAGCAAAAAUUCAAGACGCUCCUUCACAGAGCCAGCACCGUGGCGGGGACUCACAGGCUCGUCGCCUGCGGGGACUUCAACGCGGCACACCCGGCAUGGGGAUAUAACAAGCAAUUGGCCAAGGGGCGAGACCUGUUCCAAGACUCAUUAGACCUGGGCUUCACCCUCAUCACAGACCCGACUGAUCCUACAAGGAUUGGGAACUCUGGGUCCAGGGAUACGACGCCGGACCUCACGUUCGUGAAGAACGACGAGAAGGGGAAUAUCUCCUGGCGCAACACGGGGUCAGAGCUCGGCAGCGACCACUACAUCGUAGAGGUCAUCAUACGGGAUGAGGUCAAGGCCUCGGAGGACACCAGAAAACAUAAUUUUACGGAUUGGGAUGCGUUCCGUAGCCUGUUACCAACGGAGAUGGAGGAAAUCGAGAACAUAGAGGAAUGGUCAGCCCACAUCGCGGGGAAGGUCAAGGAGGCGACCAAAAUCAUAGAAACGGAUGAGCAGGUCGACAAGGUUGACAGCCGCCUCGCGCACUUAUUCGAAUCAAAGCAAUCUAUCCUAAACAGGUGGAAGAAGCAACGACUAAAUCGGCGCCUAAGGAAGAAGGUGGCGGAGCUGAAUCGCGCCAUCGAAGUUCAUUGUCGGCUGCUCUGUACGCAACAAAGGAAUGAAAUAUGUAAUGCUGCGGACGGGCAGAUGCAAUGCGGCAAAACCUGGAACUUGAUGCGGCAUCUGCUCGAUGAGACUAAAACAAAAUCCCACCAACGCGACCGCCUCGCAAAGAUCAUUCACAGAGCAGUCAAGGAAAACGGGGAAACUGAAGUAAUCAGACGCAUAAACAGCAAAUACCUUCCGGUUACACCCACGGAAAGGCAUCCUGAGUACGGCGGUCAAGCCAACGAGAGGCUUGACCGCGACAUCACCGUCGAGGAGGUGCGAGCGGCCCUGCACGAACUAAACAGCAAGUCGGCGGCCGGCCCGGAUCACAUCUCGAACAGAGCGCUCAAGAACCUCAGCGAUGUGGCCAUCGAAAACCUCACCGGUUACUACAACAAGUGCUGGAGUGCGGGGUCACUGCCCCAGCAGUGGAAGACUGCCAAGACCAUACUCAUCCCCAAACCAGGCAAGCCGCCGAACACGGACAACCUCCGGCCCAUCUCGCUCACGUCCUGCGUGGGCAAGGUGUUGGAGCACGUCCUCAUGUGUAGGUGGCAGGAUUACCUGGAGGAGUCGGGACUAUACCCCACCACGAUCAUCGGGUUUCGGCGUUCCCUCGGCACCCAAGACGCGAUGAUUCUGUUGAAGCAAGAUAUCAUUGACGAUGACACCCUAACGAAAGACAACAAGGCCAUUCUGGGGCUGGACCUGCAGAGCGCCUUCGACAAGGUGAAGCACUCUGCGAUCCUAGCCCAGGUGUCCAGACUCAACAUGGGCGCAAGAACAUACAAUUACAUCAAGGACUUUCUGACGGGGCGGACUACCGAGCUCUGCGCCGGCGAUAUACGGCUCCAAGAGAAGAGGCUCGGCAGUGUCGGGACCCCCCAGGGCUCGGUCAUCUCGCCGUUGUUAUUCAACCUCGUUAUGAUCGGGGUGGCCAAGCGACUAUCCCGCGUCGAGGGCGUCCGGCACACCAUCUACGCCGAUGACAUCACGCUGUGGGUUCCGGGAGGCAGCGAUGGUCACAUUGAGAGCACGCUGCAAGAAGCCGUCGACGCGAUCGAAGACCAGCUGAACGGUUCCGGUUUGAUCUGCUCACCGAGCAAGUCAGAACUGCUGGUGUUACCACCGAAGUACGUCAGACGUAAGAAGAGCGAAGCGAGGGAUUACGAGGCCAUCAAGAUCGUGACGAGGAACGGCCACGUGAUCCCGGAAGUCGACAAAAUCCGGGUGCUCGGCAUGAUUAUAGACAAGCGACGGGGCAACGGCGAGACUAUUUCCCGCCUUACAGCCAAGAUUACCAACGCAAUACGUCUCAUCAGACGGGUUGCCAACCGCAAGGCCGGGAUGAAGGAGGAAAGCUUGAUUCGGCUUGUGCACUCCUUCGUAAUCAGCCACGUCACCUACAUUGCAGCCUUCCACAACUGGAUGCAAUGUGAAAGGAAUAAAAUCAACGCCUUGAUACGCCGAGCUUACAAGGCGGCGCUCGGACUAUUCGAGUGUACGAACACCAACAAGCUCCUGAGCCUGGUGGUACACCAUACCCUCGAGGAAAUUGCGGAAGCGCAACGGACCGCCCAGCUGGAGCGGCUCUCUAUGACCGAAGCCGGCAGGCGCAUACUCCAAUACUUUGGCUUCACGCCCGGAGCGAAAGCGGCGAGUAGCAACGUUUCUGUCCCGGACGCAACCCGGCGCCGGAUUCGGGUGGACCUCAUCCCGAGAAACAUGAACCCGGAGUAUAACAAGGAGAGAAGAGCGGCGAGGGCCAAGGCCCUCAUCGACUUUCACGCCAAGGACGAGCACGCAAGGUUCGUGGAUGCGGCAGAAUAUCAGGGAGACUACGCGGCGUUCGUAGCUACCGUCAUCGAGGCGUCGUCCGGCGCGACCAGGGCAGCGGCGAGCUUACGGCUCCGCGAGGCGUGUCAGGCGGAGGAGGUGGCCAUUGCCCUGGCCAUUGCCGACCCUGGGUGCCAGACAGUGUUGUGCGAUUCGCGAAGUGCAGUGCGGAAUUAUGCAAAGGGAAAAGUGUGUGGUGAGGCUGUGCGCGUUCUGUGCUCGGCUGACCUGCAACGACAGAAUCGGUAUGUUAGAAUCAAGUGGUUCCCGGCGCACGCGGGCAACGAUGCGUCCGAGAAGCACGAUAACCACAACGAGACGGCACACGCAGUGGCGCGAGCGCUAACCAACCGCGCCGCUACAACCGACCGUCCAACGUGGUGUAGUGCAAAGGAUCGCAUGACGACGUUCAACGAACUCACACAGUUCCACCGCCUGGCUCGAAGGACUUUCCCACCCCCGCACCCGGGGCUGAGCCGAGCGGAGGCGGUGCUGUUCAGACAAUUGCAAACUGGUUCUUUACCCACCCCAGUGUUAAUGACUCAUCUAUACCCUAAAUUAUACGUGAGUGAUGUGUGACGCGUGUGCCAGCGGGAGAGGGCCACCCUGACGCACAUCCUAUGGGAUUGCACCAAGUUCCCCAAUGAGGCUACGACAAGUACAACGAUUCCGCCGCGACUCGCGGCUGCGGCGGAAUGCUACGACCACGAAAGCCAAACCUGGGCCGUCCAGCAGGUCUCGGCGGCUCUUGAAAGACAAAGGCCGAGCGAAACCGACGGAACGUUGCCCCUCAGGGCGACCGACCGCGGGAGUAACACGCGCUGGAGUUGAGUAGAGACCACCCGCUGAGAAGACGUCAGGGCCCGCGUCACGGUGCCAUUUAGUCAUGGUGUCGUUCUGCAGGCGACUACAUGAAGU
This is a messenger RNA of Dermacentor andersoni, 4533 nucleotides long. Lineage: Eukaryota; Metazoa; Arthropoda; Arachnida; Ixodida; Ixodidae. The record is from RefSeq and is a predicted model, not a curated record.